AUUGCGCUCCCAUUGAAUCCACCAAAUUUAUUACAAAUCCCUAAUAUCUCUCUCUCUAACUCUUCUUCUUCUCUCUCUUCCCCGUUUUCGCGCUUCUCUUUUCCGGGAUUUCGUCUCCUGGUCUUCACAAUUCCUGUUUGCUUUGUUCUCUUGAAUCUGUUUUCAUUUCAAUUUCUGGAUUUGAUUUUGUUCCUCUGUGAGAUCUGUGAAAUUAGUUGAUUCUUCCAUUUCUCAUUUGAGUGAUGCGUAAUGGAGUUUCUCGGUAACCAAGUAGCAAGUAGCAGAGGUUGUAAGAAUUGUAAAAUGUUUGUUUUAUUGAUUUUCUUUUUGCUUUUCUCUGCCGUAUUUGAUUCGAUUGCAGAAGCGCAUGUUCGUCAAGGAUUCAACAACUCCAAUCGCUCUGGUAUUUUCGGAAUCGAUUUGGGGGAAAAUCUUAGUUCCGGUAUUGCGGCUUCAUCCGCUAGUGCUCCGUGUAGCUUUGGAAAUGAAGGUGAAGAACAAGGAGAGGUAGAGAGUUUAAUGGCGGAUUCAGUGAAGCAAUCGGUGAAGCUUCACUUGAAGAAGCGGUCAAUGAGUCGAGAAACCGAACCUAAGGAAUCGAUUACUGAAUCUGCAGUUAGGGAUUUGGCAAGAAUCCAGACGCUUCAUACGAGAAUCGCUGAGACGAAGAAUCAAGAUAUGACUUCGAGGUUGAAGAAGAGCAACGUUGAGAAAAUGAAACUGGCGGAGGAGGCGGUUUCUCCGGCUCCGUCGCAGGAAUCUUACGCCGAUUACUUCUCCGGUCAGCUUAUGGCUACUUUGGAAUCCGGCGUUAGUCUCGGCUCUGGUGAGUACUUCAUCGACGUUUUCGUCGGUUCUCCGCCCAAACAUUUCUCUCUGAUUCUCGAUACUGGAAGUGAUUUGAACUGGAUUCAAUGUGUCCCUUGCUACGAUUGUUUCGAGCAAAAUGGGCCUCAUUACAACCCUAAAGAUUCAAUUUCUUUCAGAAACAUAACCUGUAACGAUCCUCGAUGUCAAUUAGUUUCGUCUCCAGAUCCACCGCAGCCGUGCAAAAUCGAAACUCAAUCGUGCCCUUAUUUCUACUGGUACGGCGAUAGUUCGAACACCACAGGUGAUUUCGCGCUUGAAACCUUUACUAUCAAUCUGACCUCGUCGGGGAAGUCGGAGUUUCGGAAAGUAGAGAAUGUGAUGUUUGGAUGUGGCCAUUGGAACAGAGGCCUCUUCCAUGGCGCCGCUGGAUUAUUAGGGCUUGGCCGAGGACCUCUCUCUUUCUCAUCGCAGCUUCAAUCGCUCUACGGCCAUUCCUUUUCCUACUGUCUUGUUGAUCGAAACAGCGAUACAAGCGUGAGCAGCAAGCUGAUUUUCGGCGAAGACAGAGAUCUAUUAACUCAUCCAAAACUGAAUUUCACAUCUCUGAUCAACGGAAAGGAAAAUCCAGUCGAUACAUUCUACUACCUGCAAAUCAAAUCGAUAUUCGUCGGAGGCGAGAAACUCCACAUCCCAGAGGAGAUCUGGAACCUCUCGGCCGACGGUGCCGGUGGAACAAUCAUCGAUUCCGGCACAACUCUCAGCUAUUUCUCGGAUCCGGCUUACCAGAUCAUCAAAGAAGCAUUCAUGAGGAAAGUGAAAGGCUACAAACUGGUUGAUGAUUUUCCGAUCUUACAUCCUUGCUACAACGUGUCCAGCGUAGAUAAAUUGGAAUUUCCAGAAUUCGGAAUCCAGUUCGCGGACGGUGCGGUGUGGAACUUUCCGGUGGAGAAUUACUUGAUCAGAAUCGAGCAAUUGAAUAUAGUGUGCUUGGCGAUGUUAGGAACUCCAAAAUCGGGGCUGUCGAUCAUCGGAAAUUACCAGCAGCAGAAUUUCCACAUAUUGUACGAUACGAAGAACUCCAGAUUGGGGUACGCGCCGAUGAGAUGUGCAGAAGUUUGAUCUAACUCCAUGUCUAAACAUAAUUUUAAUCUUAGCAGGAAGAAGAAGAA
This is a messenger RNA of Cucurbita maxima (winter squash), 1979 nucleotides long. RefSeq names its product aspartyl protease family protein 2-like. Gene Ontology annotation, biological process: proteolysis. The record is from RefSeq and is a predicted model, not a curated record. NCBI's taxonomy places the organism in Eukaryota, Viridiplantae, Streptophyta, Magnoliopsida, Cucurbitales, Cucurbitaceae. Gene Ontology annotation, molecular function: aspartic-type endopeptidase activity. The coding region runs from base 250 to 1929 and encodes 559 amino acids. The transcript has a single exon.